Molecule: messenger RNA, 5524 nt
Organism: Homarus americanus (American lobster)
Lineage: Eukaryota; Metazoa; Arthropoda; Malacostraca; Decapoda; Nephropidae
Gene: Msh6
Product: DNA mismatch repair protein Msh6-like
Biological process (GO): mismatch repair
Cellular component (GO): MutSalpha complex; nucleus
Molecular function (GO): ATP-dependent DNA damage sensor activity; mismatched DNA binding; ATP binding
Source: RefSeq, a predicted model, not a curated record
AAACUUAAUAUAGAUUAUAUAUUUCAGAUGUUAAGUCCCUGCAAAUGGUUUGGGCUAAAUUGGAAGGGUAUCCCUGGUGGCCUGCACUAGUCUGUGAGAGUCCAGGUGAUAAAGUUUUUAAUCGUGACGGUCUGAUACAUGUCCAGUUCUUUGACAACCCUCCUACACGAGGAUGGGUCAAGGAAGUGUUUGUGAAGCCUUACUGUCCAGCGGGAGAAAAUGGCAUCCCAACAUAUAAGGACCCAUCAUGGAUACAUGCUGUAAAAGAAGCCAAUGAAGCACAGCAGCUGUCCAAAGAUGAUAGAGAAAUGUUACUCGUGGAAAUGCUUCCUUCAGAUGAAGAUGAAGCAAUGGACACUGAUGAGGAGGCCAGCGACCAAAGUAAGGAAAAUCUUGACCUGAAUGUGAAGAAAAACAAAAACAGUCGCAAAACGCACAGUACGGGAGGUGAGCCAAUAAAGAAGCGCAGACGGAUCAUCCUCCACUCAGACAGCGAAUCAGAGGAUGACUACAAACCUGAGAAAAUCGCCAGUGAUAGUGACGACGGGUCAGUGAGUUCUGCCGUGAAUGAGGACGAAGUAUCGGAGCCAGAAGUAGAGUCGGAGAUUGAUUCCCCAGUUAAGGCACCUGCAAAUAAGCGUAAAAAGCCGACACCAGCACGUGGACGUAAUUUAAACUCGUCCUUUUCGUCAUCUCCGUCUACUUCUAAGACCCCUACAUGUGCCCCACCCACUCCUAAGGUCUCUGAAGGCACCAAAUCCAAGUUGUCCUUAUUUGCUGUAAAAGAGACACCUCCACCAGUCCAGGACCGCACUGAGGACUGGCCCUUCUUGAAGUACCCUUGGCUGCAGCCUGACAAUAUACGUGACCGUGACAAACGCGCCCCAGACCACCCAAAGUACAACCCAAGAACUCUCUAUGUUCCUGAAAGCUUCCUCAAUCAGCAGACUCCAGCUCUGAGACAAUGGUGGGAGAUUAAGUCACAGCACAAAGAUACAAUUCUGUUUUUCAAGAUGGGCAAGUUUUAUGAAUUAUUUAAUAUGGAUGCCACGCUUGGGGUGCAGGAGCUUGGCCUUCUUAUGAUGAAAGGAGAUAAAGCGCAUGUAGGAUUCCCAGAGAUUGCAUAUGGACGGUAUUCAUCAUCUCUCAUAGAAAAGGGUUACAAAGUUGCACGUAUUGAACAAACAGAAACUCCAGAAAUGAUGGAAAAGCGCUGCAAGACCUUGUCUCGUCCAACAAAGUUUGAUCGUGUGGUAAAGCGGGAAGUGUGCCAAGUUAGCAGUAGAGGAACGCGUGUCUACAGCUUUCUAGAUGGAGAAGCAUCAGAAGCCUCUACCUCCUACCUCUUAGCUCUUACUGAAAGGGGAGCUGGGGAUGGCAGUGAGUUUGGUGUAGCCUUCAUUGAUACCAGUAUAGACAUUCACGUGGGUCAGUUUACUGAUGACCGCCAUGCAUCCAGGCUGUGCACCUUGAUGGCUCAUCACCCACCUGCCUCCAGUAAACCCUCGAAGAUCUGGACCACCUGUGCGAAAAAACGAUUGUCCGUAUCUUCCGGCAAAUGCACUAAUAUUCUCUUUGAAAGAGGACAGUUGUCACAAAAAACACAAAAGGUGGCCACUUCAGCUGUACCUUCCAAUUUACUGGAAAAUUUAACACCAGAGAAGGAGUUCUGGACAGCCACCAAAACCCUAACCUUCUUGGCUAAAGGAAAUUACUUCAAAGAUGAGGGGGGAGAUUCAUCUGUACAGUGGCCAAAAAAUAAAAAGAUGAUGGAUGACAGUGACUCAUUUGGUAUUACUGCUCGCCCUAAAUACACUCUUGCUGUGUCUGCUCUGGGUGCACUUAUCUGGUAUCUGUCGGAUUGUUGUCUAGAAGAACAGCUGCUCACAAGACGUAAGUUUGAGGAAUAUAACCCUCUUGAUGCUGUGGCUGUCUCUAGAACCAAGAACUCCUCUGUUCCAGAAUUCAUUAGUGGAAGAUACCAUAUGGUACUUGAUGGAACAACACUUCGUAACUUAGAAAUAUUUGAGAACACUUCGGGUGGCACAGAAGGAACACUUAUUGACAGACUUGAUCGUUGUUCCACUGCAUUUGGUAAGAGAUUACUUCGCAAGUGGGUCUGCGCUCCUCUCUGUAGCCCGUCAACCAUUAACAGUCGUUUGGAUGCCAUUGAUGACUUGCGAAAAAAUCCUGAUGUUGUGGAGGAAGUAACGGCUUACCUCAAGAGCCUACCAGAUUUGGAGAGGAUCUUGUCUAAAAUCCACACUCAAGGUUUGAACCGCAGCUCCAAACAUCCAGACAGUCGAGCCAUACUCUUUGAAGAUGUUAAAUAUAAUAAGAAGAAAGUUGUUGAUUUUCUGUCUGCACUGAAUGGAUUCAAAACCACACUGCAGAUAUUGAAGGCAUUCAAAGGUGUUAGAGAUUCUCUUAGCUCUAAGUUGCUGAGGAAGUGUAUGACUAGUACAAAAAAGGGUGGUAAUUUCCCUCCUCUACAAGAAGCUCUCCAUUUCUUUGAUAAUGCUUUUGAUCAUGUUGAAGCACAGAAGGAAGGUAAAAUAAUCCCGAGUGCAGGUGUUGACGCAGAAUAUGAUAAAGCCAUUGAUGAUAUAAAGAAAACAAAGAACAAACUUGCAGAAUACCUCAAGCAGCAGUGCAGACACUUUGGGACAAAGGUGGUGUACUGGGGUAAUGAUAAAAAGAGAUACCAGCUGGAGGUGCCAGAACAUGCCUGCAGGAAAGCGGGGGAUGAGUAUGAACUACAGACCCAAAAGAAAGGUUACAAACGUUUCUGGACAACAACUACAAAAGACUUGCUGGCAGACAUGAUGGCAGCGGAGGAACAUCAGGACGCAGCUCUCAGGGAUAUUGCACGCAGAAUAUUCCAUCAGUGUGACGAACACCACAAGAAGUGGGAGUCAGUGCUGCAGUGUGUGGCAGUACUUGAUGUUCUGUUGUCUUUUACCCGGUACUCUCAGGAAGCUAACACCAUCAGACCAGACAUCAUCACGCCUGAAGAAGGUGCACAGCCAUUCAUUGAUAUCCGAGAUGGCCUCCACCCAUGUGUGGUGACAACAUUUAGCGGCGAUGAAUUUAUUCCUAAUGACCUGGUGAUAGGUGGUACUAGUGAAGAUGCUCAUGCUGCCAUGGUCUUAGUCACAGGACCCAACAUGGGUGGCAAGUCAACACUGAUGAGACAGACUGCCCUCAUCUGUAUUUUGGCACAACUGGGAACUUUUGUUCCUGCAAGUUCAUGCAGGCUAACACCAAUAGACAGAAUAUUUACCAGGAUUGGUGCAUCUGACCGUUUAAUGAUGGGAGAGUCAACUUUCUUCGUAGAAUUAGCGGAAACUUCCUCCAUCAUCCAACAUGCGACCCAACACUCGCUUGUUUUGGUGGAUGAACUUGGUCGUGGCACCGCUACCUAUGAUGGCACAGCAAUAGCAUCUGCUGCAGUGGAGGCUCUGGUAAAGCUCAAGUGCCGGACACUCUUCUCCACCCACUACCACUCCCUAGUUGAUGACUUUAUGAUCAUUAAGAAUGUGUCCCUUGGUCAUAUGGCAUGUAUGGUAGAAGGAGAAAAUGAAGAUGACCCAUCACAGGAAACUAUUACGUUCCUUUAUAAAUUUACUGAAGGAGCCUGCCCUAAAUCAUACGGAUUUAAUGCUGCUCGUUUGGCAGACUUGCCUGACCAAGUUAUUCGAAGGGGUAGUCAAAAAGCACAAGAACUGGAGAAAUGCAACUUUAGAAGGCGAACCUUUUCAAAAAUUUUCAGCAGAUCGUCUAAUGGUCUGGAGAAUUUGCGAGACUCGAUUAAAGAGAUACGGGAUGUACAGUGAAGUGACAAACCUCAGUAUACAGUAGUAGUGUACCAGCAUCUCCGAACAAUUGCAACAGAAGUUGGUUCAUAUUUUCUGAUUUACAACAAUUUCUUGUGGUUAUCUAAUUCUGAUAGUUUAAUAGUUAGCUAUUAACUCAAGAAUUAAUGCUCUUCAUAAUACUGUACAGUAGGUGAUGCAUAAACAUGAUGCACUCACCUCAACACAACAACAAUGGAAUUACAGUUACACACAUCAUAAAGUGCACAGAAAUGGGUAUUAUAUUGCACAGACACACAUCAUAAAGUGCACAGAAAUGGGUAUUAUAUUGCACAGACACACAUCAUAAAAUGCACAGAAAUGGGUAUUAUAUUGCACAGGUGACGGUAAAAUCUGGUUUCUGUUCUUACGUAAAAUUUAGUCAAAUACGUGUAAAUACUAUACGCCAUGAGACUAAGAGAGCCAUGCAGUGGUAAUUGGCUCACUUGGAUCACUUGUGAGAUUUGAGUAAUUAAAUGUGAUCUGAAGUUAAUAUUCCAGUAUUGUUUUAAUCUCUUGCUUAAUUUCAGAUCAAAAUACCUUUAGAGUUAACAAGAGUUCUAACCUAUCUGUUGCCAAAAGUUAGAAAAUAAGGGAUUACUGUAAAUGUAACCUACAAGAUUUUGCCUCAUUUAUAAUGGAAUUUUAACAACAGUUUAUGAAUAUGAGAGGAUUUUAAGGUGUGUGUGGGUGUAAGAAAAUAAUUAUACUGUAUACCCAAAUGUUUAUCUGAAAAGUGGUAGGGAGUUGAGUAGUACAGGUAAGUUGUAUAUUAGGGCAGGGUUCUGUAUUAUGUCCCUUGUUUAUUGCUAUGCAUUGUUCACUUUUAGUUAAGUGAGCUUAUUAUUGAAGUUGUCACAGUUUAUAUAUCUGAUAAAUUGAGAAGGUCUCCAUUGAAAUGUGGAAACAUGGGCCAAAAGGUUUACUGUACUGUAGCAUCUUCAAGACAGCAUGGCCUUCAAAUUUGCGGGGGUUAGGUUCUCAAAAUGGCCGCGAAUCGCCAAAUCCGCGAAUCACAUUUGCUGACCGGGUUACACUUUUACUUGUGUACAAAGAAAUGUACAGUAUAUUCCCUUUAUGUUUGCCCUGAGGAUAAUUUUUUUUUUUACCUGUAUUGUAUAUGUGUGUGUGUGCACGCGUGCGUUCACGAAACACAUAAAAAUAAAUAAUAACGGGAAAAUCCUCUCACAAAUAUUCAUAUAUGCAAUACAGGUAAAGGAAAUUUCUAUCUCCAGAAUGAAUGGCUCCCUCUUCCAGCUGCAAAAAUGUCAGCAAUUUUAAAACUACCCUUAGACAUUCUUGGGUUCAUCCAAGGUGUCAUUCGCAAAUACACUAGGUCCACAAAUUUGAAGGGCAUGCUGUACAGUAUAGUAUUUAACAAUUCAUAGUGGAAACGGAAAUGACAGAAUUUUCUUUGAAACCUUAAGCAAAAAUUAAUUGAUUUUAUUUUUUUAUGGAAAUAUUAUUUACUUCUGGUGAUUGUUAAGACGGCUCCAGUAUGUAUUUUUGAAGACUUUUUUGUUAGAGAAAACAGAAUUACACAUUAAUUGAUAAUAAUUUCAAAUUGGUGUGAGACUGUACAUUAAGUGUAGAAUGAUGAUAGAGAUAAGCAGUAAUGUUGUUAGUUAUUUAAUUGAUAUAUCAGUUCAAAAAUAUAUCCAUUUAUAUUA